This is a messenger RNA of Emericellopsis atlantica, 4314 nucleotides long. RefSeq lists its product as uncharacterized. The transcript is spliced from 3 exons. Lineage: Eukaryota; Fungi; Ascomycota; Sordariomycetes; Hypocreales; Bionectriaceae. Bases 187 to 4143 code for a protein of 1318 amino acids. Gene Ontology annotation, biological process: RNA 3'-end processing. Gene Ontology annotation, molecular function: nucleotidyltransferase activity. The record is from RefSeq and is a predicted model, not a curated record.
CCCGACCAGUCGCUCGUCCGCUCACCUGGCCACUGUCUUUCAAUAUCGCGGAUUUCUUCCCCUUUGGUGCUUGUCCUGCGCCAUCAUCGAAGACCACACUGUCGCUGCCUACCUGUGUCGAUUGCCAGAACGGCGAGCUUCACCUCGGUCCCGUGAGCCUCAACAGUGCUAGCUAAUACCCGCUUCAUGGACUCCAGCAUUUCGACGGCAGAAACCCAGCAGUCUUACCCGUUCCCUUUGAUACCUGCUUGGAAAAACACAGCAGCGUCUCUGUCGACGACAUCAUCGGCCACUGCACCUGUGGCAGCGACCGGAACAAAGGACGCUUCUGCCACCAGACCCACCUCGAAUACCUCCACUUCCUCGACCACCACCUCCACCACAUUUCCGAAGGCGAAUUCUACAGUCACAUCCACCGGCUCAAUUCCGAACUCGUACUCCUACCACGCAUCUCGAAGCCAUAAUCUGGACGGUUCGCUUGAGCUCGCCGCGCAUUCUACCAGUCUCGCGCCCGCGCCGGCUUAUGCUCAGACCUUGAUCCCCUACUACUGGCUGCCGCAUCAGUUCCACCUCCACCACGCCCAAGUCGCGAAUUACAACAAGCUCGUGUCGCCUACGAGAGGGGGUGGCCUUCAGAACUCGCCACUGCCGCCUGUGCUGUCGGCUUCAAACGCUCAGGCAGCGACACGGUCGCGCUCGUCAAGCAAGGUGUCUCUCAAGGAUCAUUCGUGGACAAAGGGGGCUGUAGCUGGAGGCCAUGGGAGCCGACCGCAUACACACUCGGACAAGAACAGAUCCGUCAUAGUAUCUAACAAGGACGCCUCGUCUAAUGCCAGCAUGCCUCGACAUACGCAACUCAAGGACAAGGCCACUGACGCUGGUAGCCGAUCGACAACGUCCUCUGCGCCGCUACAUUCCCAAAGUGCUCCGUACUCGAGCUCGGUGCCGUCCACUCCCCAUCAGCGAGCCCGGCAAUUCUCCGUCGAGUCACGAGAGCCUUCGCCUAGUGAGCAUUUUGGCGGUAACCAUUCUCCACGAUCGGUUUACUCCGAGACAAACGGCAAUGUUCCUUCCCUGAAGCCUCUCCCGCCGCCAAGGUCGGACGCAAGAGGUUGUCCAUACGAAACGUCGCAAAUGAUUCAACGACGUCGGUUCCCGUACGACGACGGUGGCAAAUACAGUGUCGAACCUAUACCGUUGGGCAGCGUGAAAGGGAGAUUGACAGAGGAGGAAGAGCGCAGUCUGGCCAAAGACAUGCGCGAGCUCUACGAAACCCGCUUAUUACCAAGCGAGAGAGUCGAAAAGAACCGUCAGAAACUGCUGCGCAAAUUGGAGAAAAUCUUCAACGAUGAAUGGCCGGGACACGAUAUCAAGGCGCAUCUCUUUGGGUCCUCUGGAAACCUGUUAUGCUCGGAUGAUUCAGAUGUGGAUGUGUGCAUCACCACCGACUGGAAAGAGAUGGAGAAUGUCUGCAGGAUAGCAGCACUGUUGGAUCGGCACGGCAUGGAAAAGGUCGUCUGCAUCUCUGGCGCUAAGGUGCCCAUUGUCAAGAUCUGGGAUCCAGAAUUGUGCCUUGCCUGUGACAUGAACGUCAACAACACUGCCGCCCUCGAGAACACUCGAAUGGUGCGAAUAUAUGCCGAAAUCGACCCCAGAGUGCGACAAUUGAUGAUGAUCAUCAAGUACUGGACACGCAAGAGGAUAAUCAAUGACGCAGGGCUGGGGGGUACACUCAGUUCCUACACGUGGAUAUGUCUUAUCAUUGGCUUCCUGCAGCUACGGACGCCCUCGGUCUUGCCGACUCUUCACGCGCUGCCCUUCAAAGUGUCAAGACCUGGUGCCGAGCCAAGUAGUUUUGCGGACAACCUGAAGCGACUCAAGGGGCUCGGCAACGACAACAAGUCCUCCGUGGCGGAUCUUCUGUUCCAAUUCUUCCGGUUCUAUGCACACGAGUUCGACUACGAAAAGUAUGUUUUGUCGAUACGGUUGGGUAGAGUGAUUCCGAAAUCAGACAAAAGAUGGCGAGGUGGAGGUAAUAAUUGGCUCUGCGUGGAGGAACCGUUCAAUACAGAGCGGAACUUGGCCAACACUGCGGACGAAUACACCUUCAGAGGACUGCGGUGGGAGCUGAGGCGGGCUUUCGACCUGAUAUCUGAUGCUAAGCUUCACGAAGCAUGCGAGCAAUUCGUGUAUCCCAAAGAGGAGCGGAUUGAGAGGCCGCGCCAGGCUCCUGCGCCACGACCGGUCCCGUUGCGAAGCGCGUCCCAGUCGAAUACCAGCUCCAACGCCCGCGGUGGUCGUGGCGGCAAUAGAGGAGGUCGGCACAACAACCACCGAGGCAACGCUGGUAGUUCUCAGUCUAACAGACGGUCAUCCUCCAGCCAGCCAGCUUACGACCACGCGAGCAGCAUGUACCCGGCGAUCCUCAACACGCAGCAGGAUCUGUCAUGGUACACGAACCCGCAGUAUGCCCAUUAUCCGUAUCCACAUGAUUACAUGGCUUUGUAUCAGUCCCACCAUAUGCAACAGCUGUACGCGCAGCAGGCCUACAGCCAUCAACAGCAGCAGCACCAGGGAAUGGCGCAGCAGAUGAUGGCAACCGCUUCAAGUCCUGGGCAGUCGGCCUCGUCGGACAGGUCGCGCACCAAUUCCUUUGACAACCAGCCGCAACCGCUGCCGCAACCACAACCGCUACAGGCUGCAAUGCGGCCAGAUUUGUACCAGUUGUAUGGGAUGUCCUUGGCGCCAGCGCUGUUUACCCAGGGAGGAUACGCCUUCUCGCAGCCGCCUGCAAGCACCAACGGUGUUGCGCAUUCGCAGCAAGACUAUCGGCGAUCCAUGCAGAGGUCAGCGCUCAACGGCGAGAAGGGCGCAGCCGCUUCAAGCAGCACGCUUAGAUCGCAGUCUCAACCGGCGGCCCGCUCACCAUCAACAUCGCACCCCGCUAUCAACGUUCAGGCAUUAGCUGGUUCCAUGCCGACGAGCCACUCGGUGAACAGCGCGAGUAUGGCGCAAGCGAACGGCGGACUGCCUGACGUUGCAUCAACUCCCGACGAGGUCGACUUUGACGAAACUCCAAAAGCGAUCGCCAUCACUCCGCGAACUGAUGAGGACCAACGAGCAACAUACUUCUCGGAAAGUCCACACUCGAUGCAGCCUACCGCCGAAGCACCCAGUGCUCCUCUUUCCAGUGACGCCAACGGGACUUCCAAUAAACGACGCCCUUCUGGAGACCUCCCUCAAACCAUCCUUGACCGAAGGAUGAAGCGAACUUCCCGGUCGCCAUCCCCUGCGCCUCCUCGGGACUAUGUGACCCAAGGUCCAGCCAGUUCGCAGCCGUCUCCCAGCAAGCGGGUUAAUGACCCUUCCCGGCCUCUGGUGGUGAACGGUUCAGGUCCUAAGGCUAGCCUGUCCGCCGCCUCACGCUCUUCUUACGGUGAGCAGCAGGCCAUGUACCAACCAUAUGGUUUGCCGCACCUGCAACCAACCCCGUAUCAGCCCAUGAACGGAUCCGUUGCGGCACUCCCCGGCAAUCCUCCGAUUAUGGUGAAUGGGAUGCAGUCGACAACCAACCAUCUUGCGACAGAAGACCCGUCGUUUCGCGAGCGCAUUGCCAUGAUGAGCACUCAAUACAUGAACCCACAGUACCUGAGCCAGGAAACGCCGCCGGUGGGCAAUGGAGGAUUGUCGGCUGCGGCGCGACAGCAACUCAUGAAUCAGGGACCACAGAAUGCGGUCAUUGCUCCUCUCGAUCUGGCCAUCUCAGGCAUCUCUGGAGAGAUGGAAAACUCGCUCCUUUCGCCUGUUUAUGAGAGCAGCGCACAGACACCCCCUGUGGCCAAGCCGGCUGAGAGCAGCAGGGCUGCCAAAGCGGCACCUUGGACAGGCGCGGUGAAGCAGCAUCUAAAGCUUGAUCAGCCUUUGCCUGAACUACCCAAGCCGUCUGCAAAGGCAGGCGGCAAGCCAACUGCGCAGGCGAAACCAAGUGGAUCACAUGGUGGUCACGUUCGUGGAGCCAAGAGCGAGAGUGACGGAGCAUGGCAGAAGGCUGGGAAGGGUAAGAAGAAGACUGCAGCUGCCGGGACCCAGCAUGGCUUUGCCGAGAGACCGCCCAAGGAUUCCUCUGAGCGCAAGGGUGGUUGAUUGUCGUUUUGAAUCUCGCUGGAAGGAGGCGCGCAGAUUCUACUCGAAUGGCAGCAAAGCUUCUUUGGAUACCGCACAGGCGAGCGUGCGCUUGGACAUGUCUCUGGUUAUACAGCCUGGGGGAAAGUAUGUACGAUUUGGUGCUGUCAGCGGGGCUCGCACCGGCACACA